Molecule: messenger RNA, 573 nt
Organism: Kazachstania africana CBS 2517
Lineage: Eukaryota; Fungi; Ascomycota; Saccharomycetes; Saccharomycetales; Saccharomycetaceae
Gene: FRQ1
Product: frequenin
Exons: 1
Coding region: 1-573 (190 amino acids)
Cellular component (GO): membrane; intracellular membrane-bounded organelle; cytosol
Molecular function (GO): calcium ion binding
Source: RefSeq, a predicted model, not a curated record
AUGGGUGCUAAGACAUCAAAACUUUCUAAGGAUGAUUUGACCAGUUUGAAACAAUCUACCUAUUUUGAUCGUCGAGAAAUUCAACAAUGGCAUAAAGGGUUUCUAAGAGAUUGUCCCAAUGGUUUUUUGAAAAGAGAAGAUUUCGUGAGGAUAUAUAAGCAAUUUUUCCCAUUUGGAUCCCCUGAAGACUUCGCCAAUCAUCUUUUUGAUGUCUUUGAUAAGGAUAAUAAUGGUUAUAUUGAUUUUGAAGAAUUUAUCACCGUGCUAAGCGUGACGUCGAGAGGUACAUUAGAAGAGAAACUUGUAUGGGCAUUCAAGUUAUAUGAUUUGAACCAUGAUGGGUUUAUAACGUUUGAUGAGAUGUUGACUAUAGUGAAUAGUGUGUAUAAGACAAUGGGAUCGAUGGUUAAGUUACCGGAGGAUGAAGCAACACCAGAAUUAAGAGUCAAGAAGAUCUUUCAGUUGAUGGACAAAGAUGAAGAUGGCUAUAUAACGUUGAAUGAGUUCAGAGAGGGUUCUAAAGUCGAUCCUUCCAUCAUUGGGGCAUUAAAUUUAUACGAUGGGUUAGUAUAA